This is a messenger RNA of Parnassius mnemosyne (clouded apollo), 426 nucleotides long. NCBI's taxonomy places the organism in Eukaryota, Metazoa, Arthropoda, Insecta, Lepidoptera, Papilionidae. The record is from the annotation of a GenBank genome assembly.
AUGUACAUCCCUCCCGAUGAAGCACUAGAUCGUGUAACAUCCAUGUUAGGUGCAACAUGCACGGGGUUCACUGUGGAGUUUGGUGGUGAUGGGGAAAGUGAAAUGAUUCUAUCAGAUGCAGUUUUGGAACUCAUGGAUUUACAACCUUUGCCGGAGCAUUCAGAGGCUAUAACGAGUGAUUUGGUGAUGGGAGGUGGUGGUAGUGCCGAGGAUGGUGGUGAUAAUGAGAAAAUUUUCACACCAAAAAGAUUUACUUUUAAUAAUCCUUACAAACUCUUAAAGAAACGCCAAAAACCCUCUGAAGAACUACUACGGGCUCAGAUAAGCAAGGAAUUAGCCAUGACUGCUUAUUUAGAAGCCAAAACUGAAGUGGUUCAACUUGAAAAAGUUAAACUGCAAUUACAAAUAGAAAAAUUAAAUAAGUGA